This is a messenger RNA of Syngnathoides biaculeatus (alligator pipefish), 16018 nucleotides long. RefSeq names its product FAT atypical cadherin 1a (gene fat1a). Gene Ontology annotation, biological process: homophilic cell-cell adhesion. NCBI's taxonomy places the organism in Eukaryota, Metazoa, Chordata, Actinopteri, Syngnathiformes, Syngnathidae. The transcript is spliced from 30 exons. Bases 13 to 13911 code for a protein of 4632 amino acids. Gene Ontology annotation, cellular component: plasma membrane. Gene Ontology annotation, molecular function: calcium ion binding. The record is from RefSeq and is a predicted model, not a curated record.
CCCAAAACAACCAUGCCGACUUGUGCGUUAAUAGCCAGUUUCGUGGCUGUGAGAAAACAUUCCACAGGUGGUACGUCAGUGACGACAGCAAAAAAAGGUACAAUGACGGGGCGGUGGGUGCUUUCACUGGCCACGCUGCUUCUGCAGCUGUUCUGGACGACGUGGGCCGCCCUGCACUUCACGGAGCCACUUUACAAUGCCAGCAUCUACGAAAACUCCGCGGCCAAGACCUACCUCGAGAGCCACAUCAAGAUGGGGAUCUAUGUGACCGACCCCACCUGGGAGAUACGGUACAAAAUCAUUUCUGGAGACAAUGAGAACUUGUUCAAGGCCGAGGACUACCUGUUGGGAGAUUUUAGCUUUCUGCGCAUCAGAACCAAAGGGGGCAGCACGGCCAUUCUCAACCGGGAGGUGCGAGACCACUACGUGUUGACAGUGAAAGCAUCCGAAAGGGGCACCAACAUGGAGUGCCGCACUCAGGUCACCGUGCAGGUGCUCGAUACAAAUGAUUUGAGGCCCCUCUUCUCACCAACCUCGUACAGCAUCUCACUACCCGAAAACACAGCCAUACGCAGCAGCGUGGCCAAAGUGAUGGCGACGGACGCUGAUAUCGGUACGAAUGGAGAGUACUACUACAGUUUUCGCGAGUGGACGGACAUGUUCGCCGUGCACCCUACCAGCGGUGUGGUGACACUCACCGGCCGGCUUGACUACUCUGAGACAAAGCUUUACGAGCUGGAGAUCCUUGCGGUGGACCGCGGCAUGAAGCUUUACGGGAGUAGCGGCUUCAGCAGCACGGCCAAGCUGACGGUGCGGGUGGAGCAGGCCAACGAGAACGCACCCGUGGUCACCGCUGUCACCCUGGCGCCGUCCGACGCCGACCCUGACCCCACCUAUGCCAUUGUAACGGUGGAGGACAGUGACCAAGGACCCAACGGGGAGAUCGCGUCGCUUAGCAUCGUUGCCGGCGACCCGCUACAUCAGUUCAAGGCAAUUAGAACCAGCCCGGGGAGCAAGGAGUAUAAAAUAAAAGCGAUGACAGAUGUGGACUGGGAGAGUCAGCCUUUUGGAUACAAUCUCACUUUGCAAGCUAAGGACAAGGGCAGCCCACCCCAGUUUUCAUCUGCUAAAUUAAUCCACGUCACCUCUCCUCAGUUUAAAACGGGGCCCCCUGUGUUUGAAAAGCCCGUUUACAAAGUCAAUCUGAGCGAAUUCGCCCCCCUUCACACUCCUGUCGCAAUGGUAACUGCUUUACCAAAGCAGCACCAGCUCAAAUACGCUUUUGGUCACAAAUCAGACCGAUUUACCAUCAACCCUGACACUGGCUUGAUCACCACAACGUCACCGAUCAAUGCUGACGCGGCUGCUCGCUUUGAGCUGGAUGUGACGGCCGGCAGUGGGAAAGUGACAACAAAAGUCAUCGUCGACGUGAUCGACGUGAAUAACAACGUGCCCGAGUUCCAGCAGACGUCGUACAGGGCCAGCGUGGACGAGAAUGCACCAGUCGGGACCAGUGUGGUGACGGUGAAGGCCGUCGACCUGGACCGAGGAGAGAAUGGCUAUGUGACGUACAGCAUCACCAAUAUUAACCCACAGCCGUUUGUCAUCGACUAUUUCUCCGGUGUCAUCACCACUUCGGAGCUGCUAGAUUAUGAGCUCAUGCCCCGGAUUUACAGUCUUAAAGUCAGGGCCUCCGACUGGGGAUCCCCUUUUCGGAGGGAGGUGGAAGCAGUUGCCACUGUGACAUUGAAUAACCUUAAUGACAAUAAGCCACUGUUUGAAAACGUGGACUGUGACGUCACCGUGCCGAGAGACCACGGUGUGGGUGAGCAGAUAACGACGGUGUCGGCCAUAGAUGCCGAUGAACUGCAGCUCGUGCGCUAUUACAUUAAAUCGGGGGAUGACCUGGAUCUGUUUGAGUUAAACGCAAAUUCCGGCGUGCUUUCCCUUAGGAACACAUUGAGCGAGGGUGAGGCGGCAAAGACGUCCUUCCACAGUUUGCGCAUAGUGGCAAGCGACGGCGAACGCGAGACGCAACCCAUGUACAUGAACGUAACAGUCAUCACCGCGCGAAUGCCUGUGCAGGUGAAGUGUGUGGAAACCGGCGUGGCCACCAUGCUGGCCGAAAAGCUGUUGCAGGGUAGUAAGCUCCACACGCAGGCAGACCCCGAUGACCACUUCAUGGACAUUCACUCCAUCAACCGGUACCCGCCACGAUUCGCGGACUCCUUCCCGAGCACCCUGGAAGUCAGGGAGGACCUUCCUGUCGGGGGUCGUGUCGCUCAUUUAGGCGCCACCGACGCGGAUAGCGGCUUCAAUGGGAAGCUUGUGUAUGUCAUCUCGGGAGGGGACACGGAGAGUCGCUUCUUAGCUGAAAUGGAGACGGGUUGGCUUUUGGUUUACUCGCCUCUUGACAGGGAAACAAAAGACCAUUACACACUCAAUGUCACAGUCUAUGACCUCGGCAUUCCGCAGAAGUCCUCCUCGCGCCUGCUUGAUGUCAAGAUCUUGGAUGCUAAUGACAAUAGCCCACAGUUUUUGCAGGAUUCUUACUCUGUCGAAAUAAGUGAGAGCAUGCCACUGGGCACUGAGAUUAUCCAGGUGGACGCGACUGAUAAGGACCAAGGCAAGAAUGGCAUGGUGAGAUACGCGAUUUUGGGCGGAACGGAUCACUUCGCCAUCAAUGCAGAGUCUGGAGUCGUGACUGUGACCAAGCCAAUGGAUCGCGAGCUGCAUCCUGUGUACACCUUGAAGAUUGCGGCCCGUGACCAAGCCGAAAACGAGCCCCAGCUCGUGUCCACGGUUCAGCUCAAGAUCACACUAGAAGAUGUGAAUGACAACCCUCCGAAAUUCAUCCCUCCGAAUUAUCAUGUCAAGGUGAGGGAGGACCUUCCCGUCGGCACGGUUGUUAUGUGGCUGGAAGCCCACGACCCUGACGUUGGGUCCUCCAGUCAGAUCCGGUACAGCUUGAUGGACAAUGGCGACGGGAACUUCGAGGUAGACAAGCUGAGUGGGGCCGUGCGGAUUGUGCAGAACCUCGACUACGAAACCCGACAGGUUUACAACCUGACAGCGAAGGCCAAGGACAAAGGCAAGCCCAUAUCAUUGUCAUCCACUUGCUUCGUGGAGGUGCAUGUGGUGGACGUCAACGAGAACCUCUACCGGCCUUUCUUCCGCUCCUUUGUGGAGAAGGGAUUUAUCAAGGAAGACGCUGUCGUUGGGACUUCGGUGAUGACGGUCACAGCCGAGGACGAGGACAAAGGCAGAGACGGAGAGAUCCAAUACUCCAUCCGGGACGGCUCUGGGCUGGGGAUAUUCACUAUUGACGAGGAAACUGGUAUCAUCCGAACUCAACAGCUCCUGGACUAUGAGACCACUCCCCACUACUGGCUCACGGUCUACGCCAUGGACCGAGGCGUGGUUCCCCUUUCUGCCUUUGUGGAGGUCUACAUCGAAGUGCGGGACGUCAACGAUAACGCGCCGCUUGCGUCGGAACCCGUGUACUACCCCUCCGUGAUGGAGAAUUCUCCCAAGGACGUGUCCAUCAUCCAGAUUGACGCACUGGACCCAGAUGCUAAGUCUAGCGAGAAGCUCAGCUACAGGAUCACCAGCGGUAACCCGCAAGGCUUCUUCGCCAUUAAUUCCAGGACAGGGUUAGUCACAACAACAUCAAGGAAGCUGGACAGGGAGCAACAAGAUGAGCACAUUCUUGAGGUCACCAUUUCCGACCACGGCGUCCCACCUAAAUCCACCACAGUCCGCGUCAUUGUGCGCGUGUUGGAUGAGAACGACAACCGUCCGCUGUUCCUGGAGAAGAUCUACAAGAUCAAGCUCCCUGAGCGCGAGCGGAUCCCGGAGAAAGAGCGGGCCUCCGCCCGGAGGGACCCCGUGUACCGGGUCAUUGCCUCCGACCGCGACUACGGCACCAACGCCGAGAUCUCGUACAGCGUGGAGGAGGGCGACGAGCACGGGAAGUUCUUCAUUGAACCCAAGACGGGAGCUGUGUCGUCCAAGAAGUUCUCGUCUGCGGGGGAGUAUGACAUCCUCACGAUCAAAGCGGUGGACAACGGACGCCCGCAGAAGUCGUCGACGUGUCGCCUCCACAUCGAGUGGAUCCCCAAGCCGGCCGUGCCGGAGGACGCCGCCACGCUGGUCUUCGAGGAGUCGCCCUUCUCCUUCUCCGUGAUGGAGAGCGACCCCGUGGCGCACAUGGUGGGCGUCGUGGCCACCGAGUCGUCGGACGUCCCCGUGUGGUUCGAGAUCACAGGCGGAAACUACGACAGCCGUUUCGACGUGGGCAAGGCCAGCGGAACCAUUAUUGUGGCGAGGCCCCUGGACGCCGAGCAGAAGUCCAACUACAACCUGACGGUGGAGGCCACUGACGGGACCAGAACCGUCAGCACACAGGUGCUCAUCCGCGUCAUUGAUACCAACAACCACCGCCCUCAGUUUUCCCGCGCCAAGUAUGAAGUGAGCGUGCCCGAAGACGCGCCGGUGGGCAGCGAAGUGCUCCGCGUGGACGCCACCGACCAGGACGAGAAAAACAAGUUGACCUUCACCCUGCUGAGCAGUACUGACCCCUUCAGCCUCAAGAAGUUCAAGUUGGACCCGGGGACGGGGACGCUGUACAUCGCCGAACCGCUGGAUCACGAGACCAUGCACAGCCACAUCCUCACCGUUAUGGUACGUGACCAGGACAUCCCAGUGAAACGCAACCUGGUGCGGGUGGUUGUCAACGUGGAGGACGCCAACGACAAUGCGCCGUGGUUUGUUGGCACGCCGUACUCCUGCCGCGUGUUCGAAUCCGCCGCCGUCGGUUCAGCGGUGAUGCAGCUCACAGCUCUGGACAAAGACAAGGGCCGCAACGCUGAGCUAAUCUACAGCGUCGAGUCAGGAAACGUGGCAAACUCCUUCACCGUCGACCCUGUCCUUGGCACCAUCACAGUGGCCAAAGAGCUCAGUCGAAGCAGCAAGACCCGCUUUGAGCUCGUUGUCAAGGCGACAGACCGCGGGGCAACCCCACUGUCUACCGUUACCACCGUCUACGUCACCGUCACAGUCUCGGACAAUUCCGCCCCCAGGUUCUCAGAGAAAGAGUUUUCCGCCGACAUCAGUGAGUCGGCCGCCCCGGGGAGCUUCGUGAGCUCGGUGGUGGCCGUUAGCCAGUCGUCGGUUUUCUACCAAAUCAGAAGCGGAAACAUAGACAAUGCCUUUGAUAUCAACCCCAACUCUGGUGUGGUGGUCACCCAGAAGGAGCUGGACUACGAGGUGGCCCCCAAGUACAAGCUCGUCAUCCAGGGCACCAACAUGGCGGGGCUCUCCAGUAACGCCACCUUAGUGAUUCACCUGAAGGAUGAGAAUGACAACGCCCCUAUUUUCCUCCAGCGGGAGUUCCGAGGUGUCGUCAGCGAGUCAGCUGGCAUCAACAGUGUUGUUCUCACUCGAGAAAAUGCACCGUUCGUCAUCCGAGCCUCUGAUGCCGAUAGCGACCGCAACGCCAUGCUGGUCUAUCAGAUCGUGGAACCUUUCGCCCUUAACUACUUUGCUGUUGAUUCCAGCACCGGAGCGAUCAGGAUUACUACCACUUUGGAUCACGAGGAGAGGAGUGUUUAUGGCUUUACGGUGCAGGUCCACGAUCUCGGUGUGCCACGACUGUUCGCAGAGAUGGCGGCUAACGUGUCGAUCGAGGUCAUCGAUGUCAACGACUGCCCACCGGUUUUCAGCCAGGACGUCUAUGAGGUGACUGUCGUGGUACCGACAUACAGAGGUGUGGAAGUCCUCAAAGUCAACGCCACUGACUUGGACUCCAGACCCAACGCUAAACUUCUGUUUUCUAUCUCUGAGGGAAACAUUGGUGACAAGUUUAAAAUGGACAUAAACACCGGCGUGCUCUCCAUUCAGAACAUCACACAGCUUAGGAGCCGGUAUGAGCUGAAAGUCAGGGUGUCAGAUGGGAGAUUUGUCAGCAACGCCGCCAUCAAGAUAAACUUAAAGGAGAACAAAGAGAGCAAGGUGAAGUUCACCAAAGAGCCCUACAGAGCUUCUGUCCCAGAGAACUUGUCCGAGAAGAAGACGCUGGAAGUCAUCGCUGCAGUAGGUAACCAGGUAAACGAGCCCCUGUUCUACAAAAUCUUGAAUCCUGACACACGCUUUGAAAUCGGAAGGACAUCUGGCGUUGUUUCAACCACCGGAAUAGCAUUUGAUCGCGAAAAACAGCACACGUUUGACAUUGUCGUCGAAGUCACCAAGGAGAACCCGUCUGAAGACAUCGCUCAUGUUGUUUUGACUGUGACGGUGGAGGACGUCAAUGACAAUGUACCCACAUUUGUGAACCUCCCCUAUCACGCCCUGGUCCAGAUGGACGCAGAAGAAGGCCAGGUGGUCUGGCAGGUCACAGCAGUGGACAAGGACCAUGGUCGCAACGCAGAAAUCCAUUAUGAGCUGAAGGAGCUUCAGGAGCACUUUGACAUUAACCCCUCUGGAGAAAUCACCAUCAAGAAGAAACUUGAGAAGGAAUUCCAAGACACCAACUUUGUUGUGGUAAUUCUGGCGAAGGACGGCGGUCACCCUGCACUUUCAGCAGAAGUAGAGGUCUUGAUUACAGUGGUGAACCAAGCUGUCCCAAUUUUUGAGAAGCCAUUUUACAGCAUCGAAAUCCCUGAGAACAUCCAGGUGCACUCGCCCGUUCUCCACGUGCAGGCCAGUGACUCAGAGGGGCCCCGUAUUGUUUACACCAUUUCUGAAGGGGACCCCUUCAAGCAGUUCACCAUCGACUUCAGCACGGGUGUCCUCCACGUGGCUCAGCCUCUGGACUUUGAGACCCACCCGGCAUAUAAAUUGAACAUCCGGGCCACCGAUUCUCUGACUGGGGCGCACUCGGACGUAUUUGUGGACAUCAUCUUGGAAGACAUCAAUGACAAUGCCCCGGUGUUUCUGUCAAAGUCUUACUAUGCUAACAUCUCCGAGGCAUCUGUUAUUGGUACAUCCGUCCUGCAAGUGGACGCCAUAGAUUUCGACACGGGCCACAAUCAAAAAAUCUUCUACCAGUUGGUGGAGGAGAAGGGAAAUAGCUUUGAUUACUUCACCAUCGACCGUAACACUGGUCUCAUCUCAAUGGCCCGAGUGCUGGAUCACGAAGAGACCCCGCAGCACCGACUGAGGGUCCGCGCUGUGGACGGAGGAGUCCCGGCCCUGUCUACUGACGUUGUGGUGACAGUGGACGUAACAGACCUGAAUGACAACGCGCCCACGUUUGCUGAGCCAACCUAUAAAGCAGCUGUCAGUGAGUUGGCCUCACGCGGACACUUCGUCACCCAGGUACAGGCCUCGGAUGCCGACAGCUCCGACUUGAACAAGCUGGAGUUUGCCAUCGUCUCCGGGAAUGAGGACCAGAGUUUCGUCAUCGACAAGCAGACUGGCGCCAUUGUGAUUUCAAACCACCGCCGGGCUCAGAUGCAGCCACUCUACCACCUCAAUGUGUCUGUGUCGGAUGGUGUUUAUUGGAGCACAGCUCUCGUUGACGUCACCGUCAUCGGCGCCAACUUCCACAACCCCGCUUUCUCUCAGAUGGAAUAUGCGGUAGAGCUGGUGGAAAACUCCCCCGCCGGUACUUUGGUAGCCGAGGCCAAAGCGACAGACGACGACGAAGGUGUCUAUGGACAAAUUACAUACCGCAUUGUCAAUGACGUAGCCAAGGACAAGUUCACCGUCGGCGAAAACGGGGAUGUUUUCACCCUGGAGAGCAUGGAUCGCGACAGCAGCAUUGAGAAGGUCAUUCCCAUCAGUCUGGAGGCCAAAGACGGAGGCGGCAAGGUGGGCUUUUGUACCGUCAACGUGGUACUCACCGAUGUCAAUGACAAUGCCCCUCAGUUUAGGGCAGCCGAGUACAAAGUCACCAUCGCGUCGGAUGCGCCACGAGGGACCUCCGUGGUAACGAUCGCCGCCUCAGAUGUGGAUGAGGGAAGCAACGCCGACGUGGAGUACUCCAUCGAAGCCGACUUGGAGAAUGUGGCAGAGAACUUUGAAAUCCACUUAACAUCUGGGGUCAUUGUGACAAAAGAGAGUCUCAUUGGACUCGAGGGCGAGCUCUACGCGUUUUUCGUUCGGGCGAAGGACACCGGGAACCCUCCAAGACAUUCAGUCGUGCAGGUGUACAUCCGCAUCGUAGCACCCGAGACCCCCAUCCCCAAGUUUGGCGAGCCUCAUUACCGUUACACUGUCGCCGAGGACUUACCCAUUGGCACGGAGAUCGAUGUGCUUCAGGCUGAGAGUGAGCAAACGCUUUUGUACAGCCUUGUGAAUGGCAACACACCUGAGAGUAACGAGAAUGAGGUCUUCGUCAUGGACAGAGACACUGGCGCCCUGAAGCUCCAGAAGACCCUGGACCACGAAACCACCAAAUGGUACCAACUUACCUUGCGGGCGCAAGCCCAGCACGAUGGCUAUGACGUCGCCGUGUCCGUCAGCGUCAACAUCCAAGUGAAAGAUCUCAAUGACAACAAGCCCAUUUUCGAAUCAGACCCUUACCAGGCAGUGGUGGUGGAGAACCUCCCUUCUGGGGUGCAGGUCGUUCAAGUCAAAGCCACUGACCUGGAUUCAGGCACCAAUGGCCACGUUCUAUUUAGCCUGGAUGCCAAGCUCAACUCUCCAGACAUCGCAGAGCUCUUCGCCAUCAAUCCGGAAACUGGCUGGUUGACCACCCUCAAGGAGCUUGACCGUGAAAAGCGCAGUGAGUACAGCGUUGCCGUCCUCGCCACCGAUCAGGGGGACAAAGUCCAGCACGCAACGGGCACACGAGUGGAAGUGACGGUGGCCGACGUCAAUGACAACCCACCCCGCUUCACGGCGGAGGUCUACAAGGGUACGGUCAGCGAGGACGACCCUCCUCCCAGCGGCGUCAUCGCCAUCCUCAGCACCAUUGAUGAUGACUCUGAGGACAUCAACAGACAAGUCAGCUACUUCAUUACAGCGGGCGACCCGCUGGGUCAGUUUGCCAUCGAGCACGUUCAGAAUGAAUGGAAGGUAUCGGUGAGGAAGCCGCUGGACCGCGAGACCACCGACUAUUACCUCCUCAAUGUCACAGCCAGCGACGGCAUCUUUACAGCCAAGGCCGUGGUGGAGGUCAAAGUGCUGGACGCCAAUGACAACAGCCCCGUGUGUGAAAAGUCUCUCUAUAGCGAGAGCGUUCCCGAGAACUCGCCAGCCAGCAGACUCAUCUUGCAAGUCUCGGCCACAGACGCCGAUAUCCGGUCAAACGCGCAAAUAUCCUACGAGCUCCAGGGACCUGGAUCGGAACUCUUCUUCAUCGACUCUGACACGGGCGAGCUGAAGACCCUGAAGCCCCUGGACCGCGAGGAACGAGACGAGCACCGCUUUAAAGUGCGAGCCGUGGACGGCGGCGGGCGCUUUUGCGAGGCCGACGUGCACGUGGCCGUGCGGGACGUCAACGACAAUGCUCCGGAGUUUGCCUCAGAGCCGUAUGCUUUCACCGUCUUCGAGAACACCAAGACGGGAACCUUUGUUGCCAAGCUUCAGGCCGACGACGCAGACAGCGGGCUCAACGGCGACGUGGUCUAUUCGCUGCUGGAUUCCGCCGAGGGAUGGUUCGCCAUCGACGAACUUAGCGGAAUCGUCAGCCUGGAGCGGCCGCUGGACCGCGAGAUGCGGGCCCUGUACGAGCUGGAGGCCCGUGCCACGGACCGGGGCUCGCCCCGCCUCUCGGCGACGUGCCGCGUGCUGGUCUCCGUGCUGGACAUCAACGACAACCCGCCCGUGUUCGAGCGACGCGAGUACGCGGCUGCCGUGCCUGAGGACGCGGCCGUGGGCGGACAAGUGCUCAGGGUGCAGGCCGCGAGCCGAGACCUGGAAGCCAACGGAGAUAUCGGGUACAGCAUCGUCAGCGGAAACGAGCACGGAGCGUUCAGUGUGGAUCCCAGCACUGGCGACAUCUUCGUGAUUGCGCCGCUGGACUACGAGGUGUCUCACGAGUACUAUAUCACAGUGGAGGCCACCGACGGGGGUUCGCCUCCCCUCAGCGACAUGGCCACCGUCAACAUCAACGUGACGGAUGUCAACGACAACCCUCCCGUCUUCAGCCAGCGUGUCUACGCCGCCGUCGUGGGCGAGGACGCCGAGCUUGGCCGGACCGUCUUGACGGUGAUGGCCGAGGACGCGGACGGGCCGUCAUACAACCGCGUUCGCUACGCCAUUGUGGACGGCAACAGCGGCACCCCCUUCAUCAUCGACCCGCUGCGAGGCGAGCUCAAAGUGGCCCGACAUCUGGACCGAGAGCAGACGUCGGGGUACACGCUGACGGUGCUGGCCGUGGACAACGGGACGCCGCCACUGUCCGGCACCGCCGUGGUCAACGUGGACAUCUCCGACGUCAACGACAACCCGCCACUCUUCUCCCAGGCCAACUACAGUGUCAUCAUCCAGGAGAACCAAGCCCAGGGCACCAGUGUCCUCCAGCUCCUGGUGUCGGACCGCGACGCCUCCCACAACGGGCCGCCCUUCACCUUCUCCAUCGCGGGGGGCAACGCGGGCGACGCAUUCCGCAUUGACCCGCACGGAGCGCUGCUCAUGGCCGGGCCCCUCAGCAAGAGAGUGAAGGAACAUUAUUUGCUUCAAGCUCAGGUAUCCGACAGCGGCAAACCGCCGCUGUUCUCCAGCGUCUUCAUCAGCGUUCGUGUCAUCGAGGAGAGCGUUUACCCCCCUGCCAUCCUCCCCCUCGACGUCUUCGUGUCCACCGCCGGCGACGAGUACGCGGGCGGCGUUCUGGGCAAGAUCCACGCCACGGACCAGGACGUUUACGACACCCUGACGUACAGCCUGGCCCCGUCCUCGGCGGCUUCCUCGGCAUCUUUCUCCGUCUCGGCGUCGGACGGCAAAGUGAUUGCCCUGCGGCCGCUGGACGCCGGCCACUACCCGCUCAACGUGACGGUGACGGACGGGCGCUUCACGGCGGCCGCCGACGUCAACGUGCACGUGCGGCAGGCGCCGCGCCAGGCGCUGGAAAACUCCAUCGCCGUGCGCUUUGCCAGUAUCGCACCUGAGGAGUUCAUAGGAGACUAUUGGCGCAACUUCCAGCGGGCGCUGAGGAACAUUGCGGGCGUGAGGAGAAGCGACGUCCAGCUGGUGAGCCUUCAACCAGCCGAGCAGGGAGACCUUGACGUCCUGUUGGCGCUGGAAAGAUCUGGAAGCCCCUACCAGUCUCAAGAGGUGGUGUUUCGCAAGCUCAACUCAUCGGCGGGCGUCAUCGAGGAGAUGACGGGCGUGCGCAUCGUGCGUGUGGCCCAGAAGCUCUGCUUGGGCAUGGACUGCCCGUUGCACUUCUGCGACGAGGUAGUCUCGCUGGACAGGAUGUCCAUGUCCACCUACAGCACCGCACGCCUUAGCUUCGUCACACCCAGACACCAGAGACACGCCACCUGCCAGUGUGAAGGUGGCAGAUGUCCCGUGCUGAACAGCGUGUGUGAUAACAGUCCUUGUCCGGAAGGCUUGGACUGUGUGGCGGACGCACACAGAGACACCAAGUACACGUGUGUGUGUCCUCAGGGAAAAAGCAAAUGUUCUGACGGCCACUCGUUGACAUUCAGCGGCAGCGGCUACGUCAAGUACCACCUGAUGGAGAACGACAACAAGGAGCAGAUGAAACUGUCCCUGCGCCUGCGCACCUUCUCGGGACACGCCACCGUCAUGUUCGCCAAGGGCACCGACUACAGCAUCCUCGAGAUCGUGAACGGUCGCCUGCAGUACAAGUUUGACUGCGGUAGCGGCUCUGGCCUGGUGUCGGUCCACAGCGCCACGGUGAACGACGGCGAGUGGCACUCGGUCUCCCUCGAGGUGGAGGGCAACUACGCCAAGCUGGUGCUGGAUCGCGUGCACGCCGCUUCGGGAACGGCGCCGGGAACCCUGCGCACCCUCAAUCUGGACAACAGCAUCUACUUCGGCGGCCACGUCCGCCCGCACGCCGUCUCGGCCGCCCGCCACGGGCGCAACCUGCCCGUGGCCAACGGCUUCCGUGGCUGCAUGGAGGCCAUCGCGCUCAACGGCCAGGAGCUGCCCCUCAACACCAAGGCGCGGCGGGCGCAUGCCGUCAUGGAGGCCAUCGAGGACGUGGCGCCGGGCUGCACGCUCGCUCCGCCGGAGAGCUGCUCCAGCAAUCCCUGCAGCAAUGGCGGCCUGUGCAACCCCAGGCCUAACGGUGGCUAUUUCUGCAAGUGCCCCGCCUCUUUCAUGGGGGCCCACUGCGAGGUAGGCAUCAGCCCCUGCGACUCCAACCCGUGCCUGUACGGCGGCACAUGCGUACCCCAAGGAGACGACUUCUACUGCCAGUGCAGGGGGCAAUACUCGGGGCCCAGGUGCCAGAUGGGCCCGUUUUGCACAGACAACCCCUGUAAAAACAGCGGCAAAUGCAUCGACAGUCUGGACGGGCCGGUGUGCGAGUGCGAAGCUGGUUUCCAAGGAGACAGGUGCCUGAGCGACGUGGACGAGUGCUCGAGGAGCCCGUGCUCCAACGGCGGCCAGUGCCACAACACGUACGGCUCGUACAAGUGCAACUGUUCUCUGGGCUUCGGCGGCCCGACGUGCGAGCUCACCGCCGACAUCCGCAACGACUUCGUGUCCACCUCGUGGAACAUCGGCCUGGAGGAGGUGGUGGGCAUCGUGGUCUUCGUCUCCAGCAUCUUCAUCCUGGUGCUCUUCUUCGUCAUCCUGCGCAAGAAGGCGUGCAGGGGAAAGUCCAAAAGGGAGGAUGAAGAUAAGCGAGGCGGAUCUGGGGUGCCGCACUCCUUCCUCCAGAGGCCGUACUUCGACGCCAAGUUCAACAAGAACGUGUACUCGGACAUCCCGCCGCAGGUGCCCGUGCGCCCCAUCUCCUACACGCCCAGCAUCCCCAGCGACUCGCGCAACAACCUGGACCGCAACUCCUUCGAGGGCUCGGCCAUACCGGAGCACCCCGAGUUCAGCACCUUCAACCCGGACGCCGUGCACGGCCACCGCAAGACGGUGGCGGUGUGCAGCGUGGCGCCCAAUCUGCCGCCGCCCCCGCCUUCCAACUCGGUGUCGGACAGCGACUCCAUCCAGAAGCCCAGCUGGGAUUACGACUACGACGCCAAAGUGGUGGACUUGGACUGCGUGACCAAGAAGCCGGUGGAGGAGAGCGCCUGUCACCCUUUCAACACCAGGGGGAGCAUGUCUGAAGUCCAGUCCCUCAGCUCCUUCCAGUCCGAAUCCUGUGACGACAACGCCUCCAUAGUGACUGUCAUCCACUUUGUCAACUCUGUGCUUGACACGGUGGAAGGAGAAGAGUCUUUUUUGGCUCGUGAUCUCAAGAACACAAGAGGAUAUCACUGGGACACGUCGGACUGGAUGCCGAGCGUUCAACUCCCGGGAAUCAAAGAGUUCCCGCAGUACGAGCUGGUGGAGUCGCCGCCCGCGACUUUGUACAGCGACCCGAGCGCCAUGGACACCGACUACUACCCGGGCGGCUACGACAUCGAGAGCGACUUCCCGCCGCCGCCCGACGACUUCCCGUCCGGCGACGAGCUGCCGCCCCCGCCGCCGCCGCCCGAGUACGGCGACACGCUGCGGUCCGCGGCCACGGACGGGACCCGCCGCCGUCCCGCCCUGCCGGAACUGUACAGCCUGGGCCAGUACCUGAGCCCCCGGGGCGACGGCGACGCCGCCCCGCCGUCGUCCACCGCGGCCACCGCCGGCGGCUUCCCCCCGGGCCGGGACUUCGACGACAUGUCGCUGUCGCUGUACGCGUCCACCGCCUCCUGCUCGGACAUGUCGGCGUGCUGCGAGGAGUCCGAGGCCAUGAUCAGCGACUACGACAGCGGCGACGACGGCCAUUUUGAGCUCCUGUCCAUCCCGCCGCUGGGCUCCCAGCAGCACACUGAAGUCUGACACUGGAUCCCCACAAAAAGUGCCUCAAGCCGCCCCAGGAGCCCUCCUCGUUUUUGCGCAAACGCCGGGUACGAUUCUAUUCCACAAGCGGAUGUUUGGACUGACACAUUACUGUACCGAGCUUGUAUUUUACCGCGCCACAUUUCUCCCGUCGGUUUUUCCGAGAUUGCCAAACGUUUCUCCGUUUUAGCUCACAACCCGAGACAGGUUGUUUGCGACAUACUUGCCAACAUUCCCGCAUUUUGCUGCAUUUUCACCAUUUGAUGUAUUUGCCAAACAUUUUGCAAUUUGGCCCAAGACUGGUCGCGACGUAGCGCAAACGUCCAGUUUUCUUCCUCCUUGCUGUCACAUCCUCCCGUAUUUUUCCCAGUUUUUAAGUUUUUUUUUUUUCCGAGAGUAGCUCGGUUUUCCGAUUGGGAAUUUUUGACAAGACACCGUGCAUGCCGACUGCUUUGUUAGCGAGUACAUUUUUGCAGUCGGACCUGUGAUCUGUGAAAUAUUUGCCGACACGUGCAUGUUUUCCUGUUGCUUCGCGGAGUCACGAAAUGUGCUUUAUUUCGCUGCAUUUUUCCACCCAUCCAUCCAUUUUCUUAGCCGCUUAUCCUCGCGAGGGUUGCGGGGAGUGCUGGAGCCUAUCCCAGCUGUCAUCGAGCAGGAGGCGGGGUACACCCUGAACUAAUUAACAGCCAAUCGCAGAGUACAUAGGGACAGACAAGAGUCCCGUUGACAGCUGGAGUAGGCUCCAGCGCUCCCCGCGAGCCUUGUGAGGAUAAGCAGUGAAGAAAAUGGAUGGGGGGAUGUUUUUGGGAUAUGGGAGGAAAGCAGGGUGCCCGGAGCAAACCCACGCAGGCACGGGGACAACAUGCAAACUCCAAGCAGGGAGUGCUGGAAUCGAACCCGGGUCCUCAUAACUGUGAGGCCACUGUGCCGCCUGCUGCAUUUUUUAACUUGCCCAAAAAAAAGUUAUGCGGUUCCUAAAUUUCCAAUUCCGGCCGGUGUCAGAUUUCUCCUGAUUUUGCCCCAUUUUCUUCCUGAUUGAAAGGAUUUCCAAAGUUUAUGUGCUAUUAGCUUGGAUGUUAACCAUCCAUUUUUUUCCAUAAUGAUAAUAAUAAUCAUCCCAUAUUUUACUUUUCUCCCGGUUUCCACCAUCUCAGGCUUCACGAGGUACUUCACCCGAUCCCCACGAAAGUCUUUUGUUUAAACGGGAAGAUUGGCAAGUAUGGGUCGCGAGAGGAGAGAAAAAGAUGCAAGUGGGUUUGUCCGUUUCAACAUUUCAACAGGGAAACAAAAAAGAAAAGAAAAUAUUACAAGUAAAAUUCACAUUUCUAUAAAUAGAACAUUUUCUACAAGUGGUAAUUUUCAGUGUAAAUGUCAAUGUACAGUUUUGAUUUCAGAGUAGGUUUUGUAGAUAUUCCGUGCUUUUAUUUUGAAGAAACCGUGUGACAUGAUCAGCCUUAAUGUGCUCGCGUUCACGAACCAAAAAAAAAAAAAAAAAUUGUCAUUUAAAGAGUUAAAAAAAAAAAAAAAGGUCUUUAGUGAACGACUGCGUUAUUCUCGUCUUUGGUCUGUUUGUACAUCUUGACGUUGGAACUUCUAAUUUUUCCAUCAAGGAAAUGGGACCCGAUGAUAUUUAUGGUUGUCAUGGAUACCACCCGUGUCCGCGAACGUGUGUGUCAGCGUGCGUGAGCGACGCAUCUGUCUUGUUACGGUUUUUAUUGAAUUACUGCCGCCAGCUCACGCUUUCCUACUGGCAAUAAAUUAUUCAUUAAAAAAGAAAUAAAAGAUUGGUCCGUGUCUUUUAUAUGCAUAGUGUAUAUUUUUAGUUUUUGAUGAAAAAAUACAUAUAAAUGUAUUUUUGAAAACAUUUUACAUUUGUAUAUUUCUCGGUGUGUGCAUAUUAAAAUACCUAAAUUUUUAUUUUAAUAUUUAGUUUUCAAAUUUGUUGAAAAUUUACCAAUUCCUGUACAUAAUGUAUACUUUAAGUAUUUAGUUUAUUUAGAUCAACUAGCAAACGUGAAUACAAAUGAAAAUGGAUUGUUUACAAAUGAUGUUUUUUUUUCGAAAAUGAAUUUGUAAACAAAAUAUUUAAGGAGAAAAAUAUUCUCGA